GGAGAGUGCGCUGACAGACGCCAUGACUUCAACCGUAGCCGGAGCAGAAAAUGGAUGAUUCCUGCUGUAGCUGAGCGGCCGUGUGUUUCUCCGCCGCGAGGAUUCACCUGUAUACCCCAGAAAGAAGGAGACGAACCCGGGCAUCGGUUCACUGCGAGGAGCCGAGUAGAAAACAGCCUGAGCAGUUUGUUGCUGCUGUAGGUAGCCAAGUGCUAGCAGGCUAAUGCUAGCAGUCGCUAGGCUAGGCUAGCACGACAAUAACAACCGGGAAACUAAAAUCAAAUAAACCUGCUUUCCCCUGCGCAGCUGAAUGAAAGUGAGAUAAAUCGGGGGAGCGGCUGCACCUGCAGGUAUGGCCUGGGUUUGAUUCUGACGGUGCUGGUGAUGGCAGAAGAGAGAGACAGUGUCGAAAUGCCCUCCUUUGACCCAAGUCCUAGUUCUGAAGCAAAAAAGAGACCUUCUUCUUCUGAUGGCAGUAAAUGCAGUCUAUGGCGGGACUCAUCCUUCAUAAGCAUGGACCUUCAUGGCCUGACAGGAGACGAGCCCAUGAGGAAAAUGCCUGUGUCAAAAUUUGGUUCCAGACCUCGAUUCGAGCCUGUUCACUUUGUCAGUGGUGGAAGCAGUGGAGGACCUGGCACCGACGAGAAGGAGAACGACAAGGAGCGCAGGAGGAGUGAGUCAUACGGAAUGAGACAGUGGGACACUGAGCACUCCUCCUACGGCAGCACCAGCAGAGCACAGGGCUCCUCCUCCCUGAGGUCUGCUUUUGACAGAGUGCCGUCGUACGCGUCUGACUCUUGGGGCUCCCAUAGAGACAGAGACAGGGACACUUCUUUAGGUGGUACGAUUGGCAUAGGCUAUGGAGGACGUGGGUCUUCUACAAACUUCAUUGCAAAAACACAGCAGGACUAUACAGCCAAGUAUGAUACCCACUCCUCUCGAAAUGCAGACUAUUCUCAGCCCCAAAGGUAUAAUGGAUAUGGUGGAGCGGGCAGAUCAGGAGGGUGGGAUUCAGGACGUCCGGGUUCGGGAUUCGGUUAUCAAGACCGGCCGUCCUCAAGCAGACCAUUCACCCGAGUCUACAACAGUCCAGGCAGAAGCAGUCCGAGCACGUCACAGCUGGGCCCUGCAUCACAGCCUCCUCCUAUAGCUCAGUCAACAUUGGAUGACAAGCAAAGGCUAAUUCAAAGUGUAGCCUCUGCGUUGGUUUUUGCUGCUAGGGACCCCGUGUAUAUGACCGGAAGUGAAUCACCAAAUUAUAAUUUCAUGUUGAGCCGCAGCAUUCAGGCCUGCAAGACCAACCCAGAGUAUAUUUAUGUCAAUCUGAAGGAUAUUCCUCAGGCGGACCUACCCAAGAACAGGAAAGUACCAUCGGACGGUUAUGCCUGUGAACUGCGAUGUCAGGGUGUGUUCCUCGCUACUGGAUACUCUGGCAGUAAAAAUGGGGCGAGAGACCGAGCGUCCGAGCAGGCUGUAAAACUCUUCCUGAAACAAGUUGAAGUUCGUGUUACGCAGCGCAAAUUCAGACACUCGACUGUCAAUGACAUAGUUGUGUGCCAGAUGCACAGCCCGACUCCGCCCUUUUUGCCUGCUCUCCGCAAUCCAGAGGAUAAACCAACGCCCAGCUCUAAAGGCCAAUACGAGCCUGACAAACGCAAGCACUGGACAGAGUUUGUGGUGAUGGACAAUGCCCACGACGCCAUCUGCAUUCUCAACAACUCUGCAGCUUUUAAUCGCAUGAAGAUAGACUACAAGUACGACCUCCUCCCCAACACUUCUUGGCUGUGCAGCGUCUUUGUGCAGGAUGAGCUGGUUGCGCAGUCAUCAGGCACAAAGAAGAGCUCCAAGCACUUAGCAGCCUCCGAGGCAGUGAGGAAACUUCGCAUGAACCAGGCACAACGAGAGCAACAGCAGCAGCAGCAGCAACUACAGCCACAGCAGCCCCAACAGUACGCCAGAGGAAAUAACCCGUCAGAUUCUGCAGGACGCUUUGGGCAACAGGGCGUCAAAAAGAAGCAUCUGAGCGAGUUGGUUAUCCUGGAGAACUCGGACAAUGCUAUUUGUAUCAUCAAUGACACAGCACAAUUUAAUAAAGUGACUGCUGAUUACAAGUUCACUGUCCUGCCCGAUCAUCGCUGGAGGUGUGAAGUUUACUUAGAAGGACAGUAUGUGGCUGCAGGAAUUGGGUCCAAGAAGAUAGUGAAGCACAUUGCAGCGACCGAGGCUCUGGGGACUUUGAAACAGACGCAGGCCGUGGUCAAAUCCAACCUAAGAAAAGAGGGUCACAACGACGCCAUAUCCAGAUCCCAGAUCCUGGCUCGCUCUGGUCAGGAGGCCACAAGACAGGAGAUAAAAGAAGACAACAUCGGAAACCAGCUGCUCCGCAAGAUGGGCUGGAAAGGCGGUGGCCUCGGUCGAGAUGGCGAGGGCAUCGCGGAACCAAUCAGAGUGAAGGAGCAGUUUUCCAGAGAAGGGUUCGGUAUGGACAUGGACAAAGCAGGAAAUCAACUGAGCAAGCGUGACAUUGAGCACAUCAUUCGUACCUACGCUGGUUCAGACCGUCAGGAUGAUCUCCGCUUCUCCUCCGACCUCACCAACGACGAACGCAAACAGAUCCACCAGAUAUCUCAGAAAUACGGCCUGCGGAGCAAGUCGUACGGACAGGGGUGGCAGCGCUUCCUCAUUGUCAGUCGCAAAGUACACAAAGAUCAGCUGAUUGGUCAGCUUCUGCAGGAAGGACAGGUGGGACGAUACGAACUCGUGAAACCUCAGGCCUCUCACUAAUUUGCAAGCAAAGCAAAAUGAGGGGGGGGAAGGCAAAAACUCAUCAUUGGCUUGGACUUCAGAAUAAAUCACAUUUAAUAUAAACUGAUUCUUUUAAACGUGUGGGAAAGUUACAACACUCAUCCAGUGAGAAUCGUUCAGAUAUCACCUGUGGUUUCUGCAUUCCUUUGCCAUGUAAAGUAUCUGAGCUUUAGCAGGAGCUGUAGGAUGAACUGACUUUUUUUUAUCUCCUGCCAUUCCACGUCCUGUAUUUGUUUCACUUAUGCACAAGCUUGUGUUCAGUUCUUUUAUGGUGUCAUGUCCCAAUUAUGCAUCAUUUAUAUCAAAAAGUGACCACAAGUCACCGAAAUAUUUUUUUUGUUCCAUGGCUACGAAGGAACUUGGCAGAAUAUGCAGCUUGUCACUACUCGUUUGUGGACCCUUGGGUCAUGACAAGGAUUGAAGGCAUUAUGUCAAACAGUAGCUAGCUACUCAUACCAGUCUCACUGUAGUGAUAUUUCUUAUCAGCAAUACCUGCAAUGUUGUUCGCUCUGUCAACAGCUGGAGACCAUCCUACAAAUAGAAACCACAUCUAUAACAGGAGAAAACCUCCACAUGGAAACUGUGAGCUGUGAUCUAUGUUCAGAUGUGUUGGUUUGUGUGAGUACAGUUUACUUGUCUGCUUGUUUUCACAGCUGUAAAAUCUGAAUAAAUUAAAAACUGAUCAACAAGCUGAGCACAAUCAUAUAUUUGUUUUCCACAGAGUGUAAAAAGCAAAAGACACGUGUUGUAUAUUUAUUUUAUUUACAAGAAAAUGUACAGUUAUUACAUGGGUUACCAGUGCAAAGGUUUAUAAUCUGAAUACAGACACCAUCCUGUUUUAACAGUGUAAUCAGCUUGUAAAAUAGCAUAAAAAUGUCAGCAUUAUGAAACUGCAUGAAACAGUCAAGUGCCCAGAGUGGGAACUCGAUGUCUUGCUUCAGUCUUUAAGAGGGACGUCACCUGUUCACCAAUAUCUAGAAUGUAUUUAAAAUCCAAGGCUUGGCUUUACAGGUCCAGCUGAGAGAGAGAACGGCAUCAUGCCAGGUUAAAUUCUCUGUCCCACUGAAAGGCUUUCAAAUGGCAGAAAGAAAUAAAACCAAAGAAAAGAGUGAAAGCACUGACACAGAAUGAGAAACACCCAUGAACAGUAUUUUUUCCUGUUUGUAAAUAUAUGAACUGUAUCAACACAGCAAACCACACAGCAAGCACAUCUAAUUCACUGUCACGUGUCAUCCAGCCAGUUUAAAAACAACAGGUAGAAAAGUGACAACUGAGACACCGGCCGUGGCCUGUUUU
This is a messenger RNA of Pleuronectes platessa (European plaice), 4101 nucleotides long. RefSeq names its product NFKB repressing factor (gene nkrf). The record is from RefSeq and is a predicted model, not a curated record. The transcript is spliced from 4 exons. Gene Ontology annotation, molecular function: nucleic acid binding. Gene Ontology annotation, cellular component: nucleolus; nucleoplasm. The coding region runs from base 385 to 2784 and encodes 799 amino acids. Lineage: Eukaryota; Metazoa; Chordata; Actinopteri; Pleuronectiformes; Pleuronectidae.